AUGCAGCACGACGAUGUUGCGUGGGCCAUCAUCAACAAGACACAUUGUUCACACAAAGUAACUACAAAAACGCAGCAAUUCUGCCGGAACGAGUAUAACCUAACAGGUUUAUGUAGUCGCGCAUCUUGUCCGCUCGCUAAUAGUAAAUAUGCAACUAUUAGAGAAGAAAAUGGUAUAAUAUAUCUCUACAUGAGAACAGCUGAAAGAUUAAUGUUUCCAGCUAAACAAUGGGAGAAGGUAAAAUUAUCAAGGAAUUUUGAAAAGGCUAUACAUCAAAUCAAUGAAAACCUACUGUACUGGCCAAAUUUUAUAAAAUCAAAAUGUAAACAAAGGUUUUUAAAAAUAACACAGUAUCUAAUUCGCAUGAGAAAACUCAAACUCAGAAGAGUAAAAGAAUUAGUUCCAAUACAGCGUAAGAUAGAACGCCGUGAAAGGAGGCGUGAGGAAAAGGCUUUAGUUGCAGCCAGAAUAGACAAUGCUAUUGAAAAACAACUACUAGAACGAUUAAAGAAAGGAACGUACAAUGAUAUUUACAACUUCCCGCAAAUGGCGUUCGAUGCGGCACUGAAAGCAGAGGAGAUCUCUGACGAAAGUGAGAGUGAGAGGUCAGAAGAAGAGGAGGAAGAAAAGGAAAUGGAGCCAGAAUUAGAAAAAGAAUUGCAGAAGAGUAUGGAAACAGUUGAUGAGUUUAUUGAGGCAGAUAGUGAUAUGGACAGUGAUGCGGAUAGUGAAUCAGGAAAGAAGGAGGAUGCGGAGGUCGGUAGCGAUUUUGAAUCUGAAACGUCAGAUAUUGAGGAUAUAUCAGAAAAGUUGUCUAGCAAGAAGAAGCCUCGCGUGGAAAUUGAAUACGAGACAGAACCGUCAGUUGUUAUUUCUAAGAGGAAAAUAAAGUAA
This is a messenger RNA of Leptosia nina, 894 nucleotides long. The record is from the annotation of a GenBank genome assembly. NCBI's taxonomy places the organism in Eukaryota, Metazoa, Arthropoda, Insecta, Lepidoptera, Pieridae.